AAAACAAAACAAAAUCAGAUCAUCGCGCCAUUAGCAGAAGCUCAGAGAAAAGCUUCACUCGGAAGAAUAACUCAGAGAUGGCGAAGCAUCCUUCUGCGAUUGAGAGAUCAGUGGCUUCGUCUCUUCUUCUCCUUUCCUAUGGACCUGUGGUCUUCUCACCCACAAGGUCGGAAUCUGUAGAGGAAUCGAGCUAUGUGAGGAAGUGGUGUGACGAAGGUAGCUCGAACCUGAGCUUGAUGUUGGGAUCUAGCGGAUCGAGAUCUUGUGGCUCGGCUUUGUCCAGCGAUGGUUCGUUUGGGAUGAGCGAGGAUCGCGGAUUCAAAAUCAAUUAUACUGGAGAUCCGUUUCAUCUCAUGAAUUUCAAGACAGCGAGAAAACGCCGAUCUCAGGUCAUUUGGGGAUCCUUCAAUUUUAAGCCAACACAUUUGAUGAUGAAUCCUGCGUGUGAUGUUCUCUCAACAUGCUCUGUUGAAUCCAAAGAUGAGUCAUGCUUGUCAACUGGUUCAAGCGAGGUUUCUAGCGUAGAAAGCAGAAUCAAAGUCAGGAAUCAGAAAAGCAAUGAGAAGCUAAGAGGAGUAGGGAAGAAGAUGAAAGAAAGUAGCAGGUCGAGUUCUAUUCGCCGUAGAGCCAAAGACAUCUUGGAGUUUCUUUCCUCUGAAUCUUCUUCCGAAGUUCAUAUCCGUCAGAUUCUUGGCGACAGUCCCGAUACCAGCAAAGCUCUCAGAAUGUUGUUGAAGAUGGAGGAAGUGAAGAGGUUUGGCACAGGAGGAAGACUUGAUCCCUUUAUUUACAAGAUUGCAUGAAAGAUUAAGACAUUAAUGCUGGAGGCAGGUAAUACUUAUAUCCCCUUCCCCACUAUCUAGUUAUAUACAGUUUGGUUUGAUCCUGAUUUGGGCUAGGACAAUGAAAACUAUAACGGGAUUACGGGAGUUAUAUAUAUAGCUAGAUAUAUAUGGUCUAAAACGCUCGCUUUAUAAGAAGUGGCUCUGUUAAACAGAUAAAUAACUGAAGUAACCAUAUAAAAUAUAGAAACCGAUGUUAGUUAAUAAGAUAUCAUGCUUGUCUGCUUGUGUGAACCUCGGCCUAUUGGUUGAUUCCUUGUGAGCU
Messenger RNA from Arabidopsis lyrata subsp. lyrata, 1107 nucleotides. RefSeq lists its product as uncharacterized. Lineage: Eukaryota; Viridiplantae; Streptophyta; Magnoliopsida; Brassicales; Brassicaceae. Bases 78 to 803 code for a protein of 241 amino acids. The transcript is spliced from 5 exons. The record is from RefSeq and is a predicted model, not a curated record.